AUGGAAAGUAGUGCUGCCGCUGCCGCUUGCUGCAGCCUUUUCCCUAACCACAUGGCGGCCUUUCCUCGGCAACGUGUUGUCAACGCACCUCCGCUUUUUUCCUCUGAUAUUCACUCCACAUUGUUUCACUUUGGGGAGCUAGGCAUCUCAGAGGACUCCCACAUUGCAUAUCAGACUGAAGACGCGGUCGUUCUAUCAAAUCAAAAUCUUUCACGAAGCGAUGCCAGUCACUCUGGAGUGUUGGAUAAUAACGCGGGUACACAGAAAAGUACGCCCUCGUCACUUUACACUGGUAUAAUACGGAAUAAUGAAAAUGGUGGUAUCUCUUUAACGGAAGCUCUAGGCAACACUGAAUCGAUGACGAGUUUGGCAGUGUCUUCAUUAGCCAUGCCUUCUGAAUUUUCCACGAAGAAGUCUAAAGACCAUCCCUUGUAUCAAACACUUACUCACGGGGAAUUCAUUGAUGCGGGAGCCUCUUUGAAUGCAAUAGGUUGUCCGAUGGAUUCCAACGAUAACAGCAUGGCCCUGUGGGACCUCAAAUACGAGGCUGCGGCCGCAACACGGCGGGAGAAAGUCUUGCCCUUCGACGUAUCCAGUAAUUUGUUGUAUAAAUUCUCCCCACACGACAGUGCGAACCACGGCGGCGGCGUUUUUAACGUCGAUGAGCCGUCCCGUGAAUCUUUUUCGCUGCCGAUUCAUGUCUCAUGCGGCACCCCCGCGGUCCCGCCCUUCGCGUUUUCAAAAUACACGGCCGCGACCGGGACGACCUCGCCUUUCAACUCCCACAGCGAUCCGACAAUCGGGGUGGAGGAUUUCACCCCGGGUGGGCUCUCGGCCUCCCCGUGCGUCGUCUCCGCGGGCUGCUGCGGGGUGGGCAGCCAGGACGUCUCCCCUGCGGAGGGCGAGCGGUGCAGCCCGGGAGGAGGGGGGGGGGCGACCCCCCUUCCAGGGGAUCCCCAAUCCCCCUCCCACUCAGCACAGGGCCCGUUGGUGGAAUUUUACAACUUCGCCUUGGAGAAGCAGCUGAUGCAGACGAGCAGGGAGGAUCUGGUUCGGAUCCUGCUGGAGAUCGGCAGCGGGCGACCGGAGGCUGCGGCGUUUAUUCUCAACAAAGCGCGCUUUUUCGCCGCGCAGCAGGAGAUGAGCGCGGGCGCGGCAUUGGGUGCGGUUGGGAGUGCACCGAUCAUGGCGAACCAACCACUGAACCCAGCGAUUUCCCCCAGUGAGGAAGACCAUCAUGGAGGCAAAUCCUACCGAGAAAACGAUGGGGAUCCGUUAUUUUCGAUCAAGGUGAAGGUCGGUAACGGGGAGCGGGCGAUGAAGCCUAUCGGCGCUUCCCAUAGCACCCCUUCCGAUGGAACGUUCUUACCCUCCACCCUGCUUUGUGAAAAUUUUGGUACCUGUCAACCAGAGGCACGGCUUUACGAUCCCGAUGAGCAGCUCGGCAAACCCCAUGCAUACAACCUAGACGCCUCGAGGAUGCAUUGUUUCACCGAUGCGGCGAAUAUUGGCGCGAUCUCCACCCUCGCGACACCCAUCGCGCAGCGCAGCACAAAUCGUCAGUCGAUCACCGCCACCCACACGGGCAACAACAAGACCACGACGAUCACGAAGCGCGUGCAACAAAGACCACAGGAUAGGUCGUUCAGCACGGAGGUUCACCCAUGCCUGCGAUGGUUUGGCGCUUGCCGAAACCCGACGAACUGUAUUUUCGCAACCGCACCACGGAAUUUGUGCAUAAGCUGGAUUCGUGCGUCGUGUGUGGCUGGCGAUGAGUGCAGCGGCAUCCACCGUUUGCCCGAGCCAUGCUCGUUUGAUAUCUUCAUGAUCUACCAGCUGAAUCACGGGAUGAAACGUCAUGAAGCCUCAUCCUGGGCCUCAUCGCGGUCCCCCUCGGGCGGCCUGGCUAAGAGUUCGGCCUCCCCCAAAAAAGAUACCGCGCGAGACGCAUCGGGGCGCAAAAACGCAAGGCAGCAACUGCAGGGGGAAACGAAAAAAAACGCCCGCGUGGGCGCCGAUUCGGCAAUCCACCGCAACGAUACCGGUGUGGCGGCCUCCUCGAAGGCGAGCACGCCAUUUCUCCAUCGUAGCCAAAAGCAAACCCACAACUCCGAUGAGGCUCGCGCGCACAGGAACUUCAAGGGGGGGGAGAAUGUUGACGGUACCGUGGAUGGGGAGCCGCGGAUCGAGAAUGUCUAUCGGUGUUUACAUAAAAGUUUUGCCGAUGCGGCCUCUGCAGGGAGCCUGGAUGAGAAGCAUCAAUCGGAGAGCAACACGGACGAGGAUAAUUGGUGUGGCCAGGAACCAUUUGAGACCCUACGUGCUCGUCCACAGUGCAACAAAAUGCGUCAAGAUUCCCGAAAAUCAAGAGAUCGAUAUCCUGCUGCGGGAUUUGGGAUUGCAAACCGCUCUUUGCACAAAGGCACCAUCGAGCACGCGUCUCCUUCCAAGGACCCCAACAGUAGAACACCGGAUCCAGGAGUACGAACGCGGACACACACACCAGAGUGCGGAACCGAGGGAGAGGAGGGCUGUAGAAGAUAA
This is a messenger RNA of Phytomonas sp. EM1, 2544 nucleotides long. The record is from the annotation of a GenBank genome assembly. NCBI's taxonomy places the organism in Eukaryota, Euglenozoa, Kinetoplastea, Trypanosomatida, Trypanosomatidae.